Ceratitis capitata (Mediterranean fruit fly) is the source of this 413-nucleotide messenger RNA. RefSeq lists its product as uncharacterized. The record is from RefSeq and is a predicted model, not a curated record. NCBI's taxonomy places the organism in Eukaryota, Metazoa, Arthropoda, Insecta, Diptera, Tephritidae. Bases 69 to 404 code for a protein of 111 amino acids. The transcript is spliced from 3 exons.
CACUUUGCUUAAAUGAAAUUAAAAUUAUAGGAGAAAGUUCUGGGAAAUAGUCAAAUUUUUUCUUCAAAAUGCUCAAUAAUGCUCGAAAAUUUUCAACUGAGCGCGCAUAUCUGUACAUACAUAUACGUAUGUAUAUGAAUAGGUCAGUGGAAGUGAUUUUUACUGCACAAGCAAUUUCACAUUCCAAACAGACAGCAUCACCAGCGUCAUGUCAUGGAAGGACAGUGAAGAUUAACAGAUCUUGCGCUCUUUUAAGGCAGUGUUUAAGUCAGAGAGCUUUCACACGGCAGCCUGAAGAGGGAUGCUUACUGGAGAGAGGGCGCGACGAAGAUAGGCGAAGCGUACUAAAAAGGUUUCCUGUUCUUAUAAUGACAUUUCUGAUUACAUUUACAUUCAUAUUGUAAAUGAAUUCA